AGAAAACAAUUUGAGCGAUUGAAUGUUUACUUGCAAUAAAAUUAGAAGUAAUGAGUAUAUAAUCUUAACUAGAAACAUUAACAAUUAUUGCUGUAUAAUGGAAGGUCGGAAAAGACAAAGGUGUGUCUAUGUCACGGCUCGCCAGAAAAAGAAACUGAUCGAGCUGAUGUCAAAUCAUCCAGAGUUGAUAUCUUGUAAAGUAACUCAGGACUUUAACUACAAAGAUUCACAGAAACUUUGGCAAAAUAUAGCUAACGAGUGCAAUUCCAUGCCUGGAGCGAGGAAAACCUGGAGGCAGUGGAGAAAAACUUGGCAUGAUAUUCGCUCAAAAAUAAAGAAAAAGCAAGCAGAACCCAAUGGGGAGUUGCCGAUAUCGACAAUAAUGCUGUCUGCUGCAGAACAAGAUGCCUUAGGUAUCAAAGUAUCUUCUCUAACUGAAGAAUAUCAAGAUACAACAGAAUUCGUGCCUUUAAGUGAUAAUCAAAAUGACAAUUUUAAGGAUGAACUAUCUGAGGCAUCCAUGAGUGAACCUGAAUCUCUCCCAGAAACUAAAGUUUUUAAUGAUACUGAAAUAAAAUCUACAAAACUAAGGCUAAGAGGGACUAAGCAAAGUUCUAAACAUACUAACAAUUGUUUCUUAAACUGUGAUUUGAUAACUGCUCAGGAACAAAAAAAAAUACAAAUGAAGGAAGAUUACUUGAACUUUAAAAAAGAUUAUUUAAAGCAAAAAUUAAAACUUCUAAAAGAACAAACGGAAGCGCUUAAAAGUAUAGCUAAAGAAUUGUCUAAGUAACGUAACUACUAAGUUAAUUUAGAAAAAUUUGCUUGUGAUCUUGAUUAUAGACCUCAGUAUGAAGUAUAAGUAAUUUAUCAUUUAAAAAGUAGUAAAUUUAAAUUUAAAUUAUUUAAAACAAUUUCGGACUAUUUAAGAAUUCUCAAAAUAAGAUCUAGAAUUUUUUAUCUUCUAUAACUUUCUAAAUUUUCAUAGACAUCAAUAUUGUUAUUAAGAUAUGAAAUAGGAUAUUAAAAGUGUUUAUCAAAAGUGUUACUGAGACUAUGUUACUUGUUAAACAAUGGAAAACCAGAAUAACUUGUCAAUAUUAGUAAAUAUCCUGUUUUACAUCUUUAAUUACAAUACUAUAAUUAUUCAUUAUAAUCAUUAAUGACAAUAAUACGUACAUCCCAUAAUUGAUAGAGUAGGUCAUAGAUAUUAAAAGAUAUGGCAGCAAUAAUACUAAUAUUAUUAUUAGAAAAUAUAAGAGCAAUUUAUAAUUGUAUUCACAAUAGACUGAUUCUGAUUAAGCAACCCAUGUUAAAUAAUUUAUUAAUUCAUAGGUUUUGAUGGCAAAUAAAUUUUACCAUAAUUUUUAAGCACAGUGUGGCAUUAGAAUUUGUAAAAUAUAUAUUUUAUUAAAAGCA
Messenger RNA from Melitaea cinxia (Glanville fritillary), 1419 nucleotides. RefSeq lists its product as uncharacterized. Lineage: Eukaryota; Metazoa; Arthropoda; Insecta; Lepidoptera; Nymphalidae. The transcript is spliced from 2 exons. Bases 23 to 793 code for a protein of 256 amino acids. The record is from RefSeq and is a predicted model, not a curated record.